Molecule: messenger RNA, 2225 nt
Organism: Schistocerca piceifrons (Central American locust)
Lineage: Eukaryota; Metazoa; Arthropoda; Insecta; Orthoptera; Acrididae
Product: esterase FE4-like
Exons: 11
Coding region: 48-1673 (541 amino acids)
Source: RefSeq, a predicted model, not a curated record
UCGCAGCGACGCAGCGGUCUGUGCCGGCGAGGACUGCGUAAUCCAGCAUGGCGGACGAGACGGUGCUGCUGCGAGUGAGCCAGGGCGAGCUGCGCGGACGGCGCAGGCGCACCGCCUGGGGGUUCCCCUACGUCUCCUUCCAGGGAAUCCCCUACGCCCAGCCACCGGUCGGGCCUCUUCGCUUCAAACCCCCACAACCUGCUGGCGCCUGGACAGGCGUAUUUGAUGCCACCAAACAGGGGAACGUCGAGUCACAGCUGAACAUCAGCACAGGCAAAUACGAGGGGGAGGAGGACUGCCUCUUCAUCAAUGUCUUCACUCCCAAGCUACCUUCAGAAGGGGCCCGUGGCCUACCCGUCAUGUUCUUGAUACACGGAGGUGGACUGUCUGCCUUCUCGGGCAAUGAAGAGUGGUUCGGGCCAGAUCUGCUCAUUCAGCAUGGCAUCGUCAUGGUCACGUUCAACUACCGGCUAGGGGUGCUUGGCUUCCUGAGUACAGGGGACAACGUCGUUCCUGGUAACAUGGGCUUCAAGGACCAGGUGUUGGCGCUGCAGUGGGUUCGGGACAACAUCUCCAGCUUCGGAGGCGACCCCGACAACGUCACCAUCUUCGGGUGCAGCGCUGGCGGCUGGUCCACCCACGCCCUCGUCCUCUCUCCAAUGGCAAAGGGUCUGUUCCGGAGAGCCAUCGCCCAGAGUGGAGUGGCGACCGGAGAUGGGGCGUUCACGAAAGACGUGCGUGCGAGGUCCUUCUUACUGGGAGAGCACCUCGGCCUGAAGACGCAGGACUCCAAGGAGCUGGUGGAGUUCCUCAGGAAGCAGCCUGACAGGCUACUGCAGGAGAGCGCCCUAUUCGGCCGUACAGAAGAGGACAAGGCCCGCAGCUGGAUCUUCCCGUUCGUGGGCACCCUGGAGCCCCCAGACGCCGAGGGCGGAGCCUUCAUGACGCGCCACCCCACAGACAUCAUGCUCAGCGGGGACUUCCAGCCAGUUCCGUUCAUCGUCGGCGUCUGCGACUUCGAAGGAUCGGUCACCGCCACAGUGGCGAUGCUGGAGAGGGAGAUGGUGUCCAGAGUGGCGCGCUGCCCCCGCCUGCUCCUGCCCGGCGACCUGCGCUGCAGUGAAGCCGAAAAGGAUACCGUGGCCGAGGACGUCCGCCGCUUCUACUUCGGCGACCGCCAGAUCGGGCCCGAGACCGAGAAACAGUUUUACGACCUGUAUGGAGAUACGAUGUUCGCCUGUGCUGCAGUCAGGGCGGCCAAAGUGCACAGUGCCAAGUCUUCUCAGCCAGUCUACUUCUACAUCUUCGACAUCCAGCGAGAGCUUGUUCCACAAGGACCUCUUAUGGCCCAGUUGGCGCAGUCCAUGGAUAAACUCAAAGGAACCGGUCAUGGAGCAGAUAUGGCGUUCUUGUUCCGCAACAUCAUGUUUGGAGAACCGCCAGAGAAGGAUUCCGAGGACGGGAAAAUUGCCAUGAAGAUGACUCGCCUGUGGACCAACUUCGCCAAGACUGGGCAACCGACAGAUCCUGAGCUGGACGUCUCGUGGCCGGCGUUCACGGUGGACGACCCCGCCUACCUGUACGUAGGGCGGCAGGGGUUCAUCGUGGAGCGGCGGCCCUUCGCCGAAAGGGCGGCGUUCUGGGAGGCCCUGUACCAGCGCUACGGCGGCUAGGGAGACAGCACACGCCGCCCCCACCCUGCAGCGAGCAGCAGCGCCCUCUUCCAACACUCUCAGCUCUCUCCGCAUGUUAUCCACGUCAGUAGACAGGUACUGAAAUGCUGCAAUUGGAAGACUACAGAUUCGACUGUGCUGCUGAUGCUGCUGCUAAUGCUGCUGCUGCUGAAGAUGAUGAUAAUACUUGCUUCUUGUUCGGCUGGAUUAAAUCGAAAAAUGUUUGUGAAUUGCUUUCUGGAAUUUAUAAGAAACUUAUGGAAGAAGAGUAUAAAAAUUUGAAUGCUAUUGACUAUUAUUUUUUUCCUAAACAAUUGUUUCCUUCUUUAUUUGACAUUUCAUGUGACUUCCAUAGGUUACCACAAGUGUUUCAGAAUGAUGUUUUUAUUUCUAAAUAUCAAUAUUGUUCUAACCAUCAUGAUCUGAAUGCACAUUGUCAGUUUGAUGGUCCACCUCCUAUAAAAAUGUAUUGCAGAGGUUGCUUAGUGGAAUUUUUAUAUGAAAUAGAAUAAAAUAAAUCUAUUAUAUAUCUUUAUUGUUAUAUAAUGUAUU